AAAUCGAGGGAAACUGCUAUAAAUUCUUCGUUUCUCAAGUCAAAUGGGACAACGCCCGGAGCACAUGUCUUGAACAGGGAGGAGAUCUAGCCCUUCCUACCAGUCAAACAAAUGCUCUUAUCAGCAAAUUUGCCCGUAAUGGAGGCUCGCAACAAACCUGGAUUGGCAUUUUUAGGUAAGGCUUGUAUAUAUGGAAAUGAAACAGAUUAUCCAAUAUUCUGAAAAAUUAACUGCGCGAUAAUCUCAUGCAAUGAUAUAGCUACAAUAUUUAUACCAGUUAUUUCGAACUUUGUUAUUCACGCAACACUAAAUCAGCCAAAAAGUUAUUUUAUUGAAAGAAAUGUUUUUUAAAAACCUUUUACACAAAAUAAAUGAAUAAAUUAAAAUGCGUUCAAAUUCAAUCAGAAAUAUCUACAAAAAGCAAGCGCGUUUAGUCAAGUUUUAAUUUCAAUAUCAUAUGACCACAGAAAAUAUAUACAUUGUGACGACAAGCAAGACCAGGAAGAUUUUAACCAAUUUACUCAAAACUUACCGUACUGUUCAGUAAGUUACUGUGAGCGGCUUUUUCCUCUUUUUAGGCGAUAUGAUAAACGUUUUAUCAACGUUGAAGGAAGAGAUCAAGUCUACACCAACUGGAAUAGCGGAGAGCCAAACAACAGUGGUGGAAACGAAAACUGUGUUGUCAUGUAUACAAACACUGCCGGAUGGAAUGAUGCGAGCUGUAGUAGUAGCCAUGAUUUUGUCUGUGAAAUCAAACUUUGAUGAUGUUAUGAGUUAUUUGCAGUAAUAAUAAAAUCCUGAUUUAAU
Messenger RNA from Paramuricea clavata, 807 nucleotides. Lineage: Eukaryota; Metazoa; Cnidaria; Anthozoa; Malacalcyonacea; Plexauridae. The record is from the annotation of a GenBank genome assembly.